Messenger RNA from Helianthus annuus (common sunflower), 1991 nucleotides. Its product is annotated as beta-glucosidase 46. Gene Ontology annotation, biological process: carbohydrate metabolic process. Gene Ontology annotation, molecular function: beta-glucosidase activity. NCBI's taxonomy places the organism in Eukaryota, Viridiplantae, Streptophyta, Magnoliopsida, Asterales, Asteraceae. The record is from RefSeq and is a predicted model, not a curated record. Bases 88 to 1638 code for a protein of 516 amino acids. The transcript is spliced from 12 exons.
CAGACAUGUUGCUUUUAUUUUUCAAUAAAAACCAGUAACCUCUUUGAGAACCCUACCCUGCCUUUCUUUAUUCAUCACUUCUCCCUCAUGGAAAAUCCAUUUAAUUUGUUUUUACUCACUGUCUUCAUAUCAACUACUGCAGCAGCAGCAUCAGACCAGAUUACUAACAUUUUUGGAGCCAAUCAUAGUUUCUUCUUAUUUCCAAGAAACUUCUUAUUUGGAACUGCAUCAUCUUCUUAUCAGUUUGAAGGAGCUUACCUUGCAGAUGGGAAAGGCCUUAGUAAUUGGGAUAUUUUUUCACACGAACCUGGCAAUAUUGUUGACGGUUCUAAUGGAGACGUCGCGGUUGAUCAUUACCAUCGUUAUCAUAAAGAUGUUGAGCUUAUGGAAUACAUAGGAAUAAAUACUUUCCGUUUCUCCAUAUCAUGGGCUAGAAUUCUACCUAAGGGAAGAUUUGGAAAUGUGAACAUUGCUGGAAUAAAGCACUAUGAUAAGCUCAUCAAUGCUCUUAUAGAAAAAGGAAUCCAACCAUUUGUGUCAUUGACUCAUUAUGAUAUACCUCAGGAACUUGAAGAUAGAUAUGGUGGUUGGCUAAGUCCGCAAAUUCGGGAAGAUUUUGCAUACUAUGCAUCUAUAUGUUUCAAACACUAUGGGGACCGGGUCAAGUAUUGGGUGACUUUAAAUGAACCGAAUGUCGUUGCUAUUCGUGGCUAUAGAUCAGGGAUUUACCCGCCAGCAAGAUGCUCUGCUACUUUCGGAAAUUGUAGCUCUGGAGAUUCUGAGAGGGAACCAUUUAUUGCAGCUCAUAACAUGAUUUUAGCUCAUGCUGCAGCAGUCAACCUUUAUCGGGCCAAAUAUCAGGGUGAACAAAAGGGCAGUAUUGGAAUUGCAAUGAAUACUGUAUGGUAUGAACCCAUCAGUAACUCCUCACAAGACAAACAAGCUGCUCAAAGAGCGCAAUCCUUCUAUAUGAAUUGGUUUUUGGACCCAAUAAUGUUUGGAAAAUAUCCCGAAGAAAUGGAAAAUAUAUUAGGAUCUUUACUGCCGGAAUUCAGUGAUGAUCGUUUGCAGAACGGAUUAGACUUCAUUGGUAUUAAUCAUUAUACAAGUUUCUACGUAAAAGACUGUUUAUACUCGACAUGUGUACAAGGACCUUGCAUUUCAAAGACGGAGGGUUAUUAUCUCAGAACUGCAACCAAAAACAAUAUUCCAAUUGGAGAACCGACUGAAGUGGACUGGAUUUAUGUUUAUCCUCAAGGAAUGGAGAAGAUGGUGACUUAUCUUAAGAAUAGAUACAAUAAUACGCCAAUGUUCAUCACAGAGAAUGGUUUUGGUGAGAUGCAUCAGGCUGGUUCAAGCAUCAAUAGUUUCCUCAAUGAUGAUAAACGAGCAGAAUACAUGAAGUGCUACUUGGAUUCCCUUGUUUCUGCGAUAAGGAAAGGAGCGGAUGUUAGAGGUUACAUUGUUUGGUCGUUAUUGGACAACUUUGAGUGGUCAUCUGGAUACACGACGAGAUUUGGGCUUUACCAUGUUGAUUACACAACCCUCAAACGGACACCAAAAUCAUCAGCUCAAUGGUACAAACAAUUCAUUUUAAACUUUACAAGCUUUGAAGCAGUAAAUCGUAGCACGUCAUGAACCAAGUUCCUAUUGUAUGAUAUAACUCUACGAGCUUUGAUCAAAGCAGUAAAUCAUAGCACGUCAUGAAGCGAGUUCAUAUUGUGUGUUAUCAUUUUACAAGCUUUAAAGCACUAAAUCGUAGCACGUCAUGAACCAAGUUCAUAUUGUAUGAUGUUUGAAAGUAGCAUGCAAUUGCUUGUAGCAAUGAAAGCUCUAUGUGUACUCCAUGGAUGAAAAAAAUGUAUGAGAGUAUUUAAGAACCAAGCUUGAUAUGUUGGCAUGUUGCUAAUGUGCCUCAUUGUUGAGUGAAUUUGUAGUAUGAUAUUAUAAUUGGACAAAAAUUUAACAAGGAAUUUGGGGUUUGAGUUUAA